Molecule: messenger RNA, 2097 nt
Organism: Aricia agestis (brown argus)
Lineage: Eukaryota; Metazoa; Arthropoda; Insecta; Lepidoptera; Lycaenidae
Product: angiotensin-converting enzyme-like
Exons: 12
Coding region: 84-2036 (650 amino acids)
Biological process (GO): proteolysis
Cellular component (GO): plasma membrane
Molecular function (GO): peptidyl-dipeptidase activity; metallopeptidase activity
Source: RefSeq, a predicted model, not a curated record
UCUUCAGUGUGUCGUGAGCUGUGGUCGCGCGUGGACGUUAAGUGAUGAACUGAUGACGCCUUGCCAGUAAUUGGACAGCCGACAUGUCUAAAGUCAAGACUAUGUUAAAGAUAGGCGGCGGCGCGGUCUUGCUGGCUGCGAUCGUGGCGGUGUUCGUGGUCGCCACGCAUGGCCGCGACCCCGACCUGGAGGCGCUAGAGCAGGAGGGCAGGGAGUACAUCUUCCACCUGGACAAGAUGGCCGGCCAGAGGAAGAACAGGGCGUCGCUGGCGGAGUGGGCGUACACGUCCAACAUCACCAAGGAAAAUGAGGAGAACAGGAUUCAAGUUCAGUUGGAACUAUCCAAGCUAGAAAAACAAGCAUGGGAGGAAACGAAAAUGUACAGGUGGCAGGAUUUCCAAGACCAAUCCCUGAGAAGAAUGUUCAAGAAGUACUGCCAACUGGGAGUUUCUGCUCUUCCUGAUGAUAAAUACAAGUUGCUGAUGCAGUCCGUAUCGGGGAUGGAGUCUAAUUACGCUACAUCCAAAAUAUGCGCCUACAAGAACGAGACCAAAUGCGAUCUUUCUUUGGAACCUGAUAUCACAGAAAUUUUCUCUAAGAGCCAAGACCCUGAGGAGUUGAAGCAUGUCUGGGUGGAGUGGCAUAAUGCAGCUGGAGCCAGAGCGAGGCAGAACUUCACACAGUAUGUUCAGCUGAACAAUGAAGCUGCUAAAUUAAAUGAUUUCAAGGACGUUGCUGAAUGGUGGCAGUCAGAAUAUGAAGUGCCGAACUUUGAGCAGCAACUGGCAAAGUUAUGGGAAGACGUCAAACCUCUAUACCAGCAACUACAUGCAUACGUCAGGAAACGACUAAGGGACAAGUAUGGUGACCACGUCGUGUCUGCGAAGGGACCUAUCCCAGCGCAUUUAUUAGGCAACAUGUGGGCACAAACUUGGAGCAACAUCGAAUCCUUCACAAGGCCUUACCCUGACAAGAAAGAACUGGAUGUGACGCAGGCGAUGCAACAGAAGAAUUUCACGGCGCUGAAAAUGUUCCAAAUGUCGGACGAGUUCUUCCGAUCGCUCAACUUGACAGCAAUGCCUGAGAAAUUCUGGCAGAAUUCCAUUAUUGAGAAGCCCGCUGACAGAGAAAUCGUCUGCCAUGCGUCGGCUUGGGACUUCUAUGAUGGAGAGGAUUUCAGGAUCAAAAUGUGCACGAGAGUGGAGUGGGAGCAGUUGAAGGUGGUCCAUCACGAGAUGGGACAUAUUCAGUACUAUUUGCAAUAUCGAGAUCAGCCUGUCACGUUCCGUGACGGGGCUAAUCCAGGUUUCCACGAGGCUGUUGGAGACACCAUCGCACUAUCCGUAUCAUCUCCUAAACACCUCCGUCGUGUUGGACUCAUCAGUGGCGACGCUGAAGACGAACAGACUGAAAUCAAUCAGUUAUACAAAAUGGGUAUCGACAAAAUAGUGUUUCUGCCGUUCGCGUACACUCUAGAUCUGUUCCGCUACGGCGUGUUCCGCGGUACAACACCACCAGAGGACUACAACUGUCACUACUGGAGGCUGCGAGACGAGCUGCAGGGUGUGGAGCCCCCAGUCAACAGAACAGAGGAGGACUUCGAUGCGGCUGCCAAAUACCAUGUGUCAGCCGAUGUGGAGUAUGCUAGGUACUAUGUGUCAUUCAUAAUCCAGUUCCAAUUCCACCGAGCGCUGUGCCAGCUGGCCGGGGAGUAUGUACCCGAGGACCUCACCAAGAAGCUUGUCGACUGUGACAUCUACCAGAGCGUCGCUGCUGGAAAUGCUUUGUCGAACAUGCUGAAAAUGGGUUCCUCAAAGCCCUGGCCUGAAGCGAUGGAGGCGCUGACCGGGCAGCGGGCGAUGAGAGCUGACGGUCUGCUGGAGUACUUCAGGCCGCUACACGAGUGGCUGCAAGCGGAGAACCAGAGGACGGGAGAAUACAUCGGAUGGGAGUCGAGCAAAAUACAAUACUGCACACCGGAGCAACAAUCGGCGAUAGCGGCAAAGAAGGCACCGGACACGACGCCGGAGACGUGACCGUACUUACUGACUAUAGGAUAAUUUAGAACAGUAUUCAAAAUAAAAUAUCUUUUAAUAU